AUGGAAGGAUUGAUCAAAGGUAUUCUCGAUGUAGCUAUCGGAGGAAACGAACGUCGCGACGGUGGUGGUAAUAAUGAUGAUGAAGGGAACUCGAGAUCUAGAUCUACCUGGGCCAAUGUGGUUUCCGGUGAGGAGGAUGAUCAGAAUCGCGUCGGAGGAUCGUCGCCUCACGGCCGUCAACGCCAGAAUUCAGAGGAGAAUCAAUGGGAGAAAAAGGAAGAAAGGACGUCCACUAGGCGUCCACAUAAGGAGCACCAGGAAGAGAAUACCUAUGCGGCUAAAGUAACCGAGCAACAAAGCUUCUCGGAGAAUCAGGCAGGAGACAAUGACGGCUGGGAAACUGUGGGGAAAAAGAAACCUGCAAGGCAAACGCAUAAGGUCCAGAAGGAGCAGUGGCAAGAGUAUAAACGCCCAACAAGCGAGCAACACUUCUCGGACGAUGUUGAAGCUCACGGAGAACUAGAACCCUCACAGCUAGAGCUUUCAGGUCUCUCGGAAGCUUGCAACAAACUGUGGGAGCUCGAUUCAAACCGCCUUGUCCCUGGAAACGAUUAUCAAAUCGAUUGCGGAGAUGGGAAAAGGGUUCAUGAGAGAACAGAUAUGGCUGAAGGAUUACUAUUCUCCUGGGUGAACGACGACGUCUUUAGAAGACCGACUUUCGGCAGGUUUUGUGCGUUGCUUGAUAACUAUAACCCAAAUGAAGGUUACAAAGAAGUAGUCACAGAAGAAGAGAGGCAAGAGCAAGCGGCUUUCAUCGAAGAAAUUAGCAGAACCGCUCCAAUUAAGUACCUUCACAAGUACCUUGUGCUAAAGGACAUUGCUCCUGAAAGCUACCAAGAGUUUAAGAGAAUGCUGACAAGUCUCUGGUUCGAUCUAUAUGGCCGUGGAGGUUGUAGUGGUUCGUCUUCUGCGUUUGAGCAUGUCUUUGUAGGUGAGAUCAAACAAACUGGAGGGGAACAAGUCUCUGGCUUCCAUAACUGGCUUCAGUUUUACCUGCAAGAAGCCAAAGGAAAUGUAGAUUACCAAGGCUACAUAUUUCCCCGACGUCGCGGUGCAAUUCCUGAUUCAGAGACUCAGCUGCUAACGAUCCAAUUCGAGUGGAACGGUGUUCUAAAAUCCGUCUCAAGCACACUAGUUGGAGUAAGUCCAGAGUUUGAGUUGGCACUCUACACAAUGUGUUUCUUCAUGGGAAGAGAAGAAAACCACAUUCAGUUGGGUCCAUACAAUGUCAAUGUCAAAUGUUACCGCCUCGGCAACAACCGUAUCGGCUCAGCUUUCCCCAUAGCAGAAUCUUGA
Molecule: messenger RNA, 1296 nt
Organism: Arabis nemorensis
Lineage: Eukaryota; Viridiplantae; Streptophyta; Magnoliopsida; Brassicales; Brassicaceae
Source: the annotation of a GenBank genome assembly